Messenger RNA from Cygnus olor (mute swan), 982 nucleotides. RefSeq names its product DNA repair protein XRCC1 (gene XNDC1N). Gene Ontology annotation, cellular component: nucleus. The record is from RefSeq and is a predicted model, not a curated record. NCBI's taxonomy places the organism in Eukaryota, Metazoa, Chordata, Aves, Anseriformes, Anatidae. Gene Ontology annotation, biological process: base-excision repair; single strand break repair. Gene Ontology annotation, molecular function: damaged DNA binding.
GGGGCGGAGCCACGCGGUUUGGGCGGGAGAAUUCGGGCGGCGGCGGCGGCGGCGGGGCCGGUGCGGGUGUCCGGAGCCGCCCGCAGGCGCUCGCCAUGGCCCCCGGUGCGCAUCAGCUUCGUGGUGUCCUUCUCCUCGCAGGACCCCCGGUACCCGGUGGAGAACCUGCUGCAUGGUGACGGCCGGCGGCCGUGGCUCAGCUGCCCCCAGGACCGCAGCCGGCAGCUGAUGGCGGAGCUGCGCUGGAUGAGAGCCAGCGCCAUCGGCUACGUGACGUCGGGUAACUGCGGCUGCGCCUUCGUGCAGGUGGAGGUGGGGCGCUCCUCGUGGCCCCUCAGCCGGCCCUACGUCCCCCUGGUGCCCAGCGUCACGCUGAUGACGCCGGCCGAGUCGAGGACGGGCGAGAACCGCUGCGGGGUCCGGAUGUUCAAAGAAGGUGAAGGGCGGCCCCACGAUUUCCUGGUGCAGGCGGUGGGGCAGAAGUGGGACCGCCUGCGGCUCACCUGCAGCCAGCCCUUCAGCAGGCGCGGCCAGUUCGGGCUCUCCUUCCUCCGCCUGCGCAACCCCGAUCGACCCCGAGCCAGACCCGCGCCCGGCACCGGAGGGGUGCCGAGCUCGCCGACCAGCCCCUGGCGCUGCAGCCCUGCCUUCUGCAGGACCUGUCCCCAGAGCCACGCUCGAGCUCGAGGGAGGAGGAGCAGCUCAGGAGCCGCCUGCAGCAGCUGGAGCCGGGCACCGCGUCCCACGCCUGGAGCCCGGCCCGCCUCAGCCGCCCGGCCAGGAUGGUGCUGUCGGCGGCGCGGAGCCGGGCCGUGAAGCCCCGAGCCAGCAACCGGCGCCCCGGGGAGCAGCCCCAAGCUGCCGGGCUGAGGACCGGGGAGGCCCCCGCAGCACCGGGGUCCACGCAGGACGCCCCUGCACCCCCAAAGAGGGUCCGCAGGCAGCCGGGCAGCAGGCAGAGGGCUCACAGCCCCGCAGGCAG